Drosophila eugracilis is the source of this 1341-nucleotide messenger RNA. RefSeq lists its product as uncharacterized. Bases 141 to 602 code for a protein of 153 amino acids. Lineage: Eukaryota; Metazoa; Arthropoda; Insecta; Diptera; Drosophilidae. The record is from RefSeq and is a predicted model, not a curated record. The transcript has 2 exons.
GCCAUCGCCGCAGUCACCGACAUCGUUAUGCGAAUGCCGCCAGCAGGCUUCCGUGCCGUGCCAAAGUUUUUUUAUUUGUCAUCCUCGUUGGCGGCGACAACGGCGAAAUUUCCACCAGAAGGCAGUUUGGGUGGUCGCUGAUGGGCGAUAAUAAACAGACCCAGACCAGACCACACCCACUGCCCUACACUCUCACCUACGACCAACCACACCCGCUGAUAGACGGGCCAAGGCGCAACGGCAUGAAAAAGGCGCUGGCUGAAGUGUGUCUCCUGGUACUCGAGAGCAUCGUCAGGAACAGGCGCUUGUUGAUAUUGCCUCACAGUGUGGCAUUAAUUGGGGCUACUCCAAGUCGGAUAAAGCCAUACCUGGAGCUACCGUCGGAAUAUGAUUAUACCCAGAAAACAAUCAAAAAAAAAAUAGUCAUUGCAAGAAGCGACCUGAUAGUCCAGAAAUACUUCAAUAUGCCCCACUGUACGUGUAAGCGGUUUGAUUGUCAUGGCAAUUCGAAAGCAUUUGUCGGUCGCUCGCCCCUCAUCACACAUUUUUGGGAUGGAGGCAACGACAACUCGACGCAGACACAGAAUCCCACAUACCAGUGAAGUUCUACUCCGACAAAUACCAUUCCCCAUCGUCCUGAAUCGCCCUCUGCGCCCUCAUCCUGUGAGCCAGCACAGCAGCAACAUCAGCAACGAUGGAGGGCAACAGCAACAUCGACAUCGGCACGGCAGCAACAGCACGGCAGCAACAUCAGCCACUUGCCACAUUUGGCUUUCUGCCAGUACCAGACUCCAGGACUCGUGCAGUGGGUGGUGGACUCAGGGUGGGUGUGGCAACUCGACGGCAACAACAAGGACAUUCUACAGCAGCAACGACAGUGGCAGCAGCAGCAGCAACAGCAGCAACUAAAAAUGCGACGUGCGAGAUUAUCGUGUCGCUUGUUGGUCGUCGUCCCCGUCCAUAGUCCGUAGUCUGUAGUCCCAAACCCACACACACACACACAGACACACGCUCUACGGCUGUUGGUGUUUCUGUGGCUGCGCACAAACUCCCCUGCCACUCCGUCUAUCCAUGCACCCUGGAACCUGGCCAUCACCCCGCCCACUGCCUGCUCCUCCGCCUCUUCGAUAGCGACACCAUCACCACCAGGCGGCACAACUUACUGGCGCUGACGGAGGCAACUGCUGACUGCUACUUAUGGCGCUGAUGAUGGCACAAUGACAACAACAACGAUAUUCAAAAUACAUCUAAGGACUAAAAGAUACCUAAAUAUUAUAAAAAAUAUUUUUGUCCAAUGAAAGAAUUAAAAAAAGUAAAGUAGUAAAUAAAUAAAUGAAUUAU